Molecule: messenger RNA, 5851 nt
Organism: Chelmon rostratus (copperband butterflyfish)
Lineage: Eukaryota; Metazoa; Chordata; Actinopteri; Chaetodontiformes; Chaetodontidae
Product: transportin-2
Exons: 26
Coding region: 138-2843 (901 amino acids)
Biological process (GO): protein import into nucleus
Cellular component (GO): cytoplasm; nucleus
Molecular function (GO): small GTPase binding; nuclear import signal receptor activity
Source: RefSeq, a predicted model, not a curated record
CCGCUACGAAGCACGGGAGGAGAGCGGCCUAGUACUGAUAAUCAACUUUCAAGUCAAUAUUGUACGUAUAGUGUUGCGACGCUUGUACUUUGAUAAACGUUAUAGACAUAUUACAUCGAUCAGACGGUCACAUCGGGAUGGAGUGGCAGCCAGAUGAGCAGGGACUUCAGCAGGUCCUCCAGCUGCUCAAAGACUCACAGUCGCCCAACACAGUCACACAGAGAGCUGUCCAACAAAAACUUGAACAACUCAACCAGUUUCCAGACUUCAACAACUAUCUCAUCUUUGUUCUCACACGACUCAAAACUGAAGACGAGCCAACUCGCUCACUUAGCGGUCUGAUACUGAAGAACAAUGUUAAGGCCCACUACCAGAACUUCCCCCCAACUGUUGCUGACUUCAUCAAGCAGGAAUGUCUCAACAACAUUGGCGACCCCUCGCCGCUCAUCCGUGCCACCAUUGGCAUCCUGAUCACUACUAUCGCCUCCAAGGGAGAGCUGCAGACAUGGCCUGAACUGCUGCCCCAGCUUUGCAACUUACUGAACUCAGAGGACUACAACACCUGCGAGGGCUCAUUUGGAGCACUGCAGAAAAUCUGCGAGGACUCGUCGGAGCUGUUGGACAGCGACGCUCUGAACAGACCCCUCAACAUUAUGAUUCCUAAAUUUCUUCAGUUCUUCAAGCACUGCAGCCCCAAGAUUAGAUCCCAUGCCAUAGCCUGUGUGAACCAGUUCAUCAUUGGCAGAGCCCAGGCUCUAAUGGACAACAUUGACACCUUCAUAGAGAGCCUGUUUGCGCUGGCAGCAGAUGAGGACUCUGAGGUUCGGAAGAACGUGUGCCGAGCCCUGGUCAUGUUACUGGAGGUCCGCAUUGACCGCCUCAUCCCCCACAUGCACAGCAUCAUCCAGUACAUGCUGGAGCGAACCCAGGACCCUGAUGAGAACGUGGCUCUGGAGGCCUGUGAGUUUUGGCUGACUUUAGCAGAGCAACCUAUCUGUAAGGAGAUGUUGUCUGGACACCUGGUGCAGCUCAUACCUAUCUUGGUAAAUGGGAUGAAGUAUUCAGAGAUAGACAUCAUACUAUUAAAGGGUGAUGUGGAAGAGGAUGAGGCAGUUCCCGACAGUGAUCAAGACAUCAAGCCCCGUUUCCACAAGUCACGGACAGUCACCUUGCAGCAUGAAGGAGGGGAGGGCGAGGAGGGUGAGGACAUCGAAGAAGACGAUGACGAUGAUGAUGACACGCUGUCUGACUGGAACCUGCGAAAGUGUUCAGCUGCAGCACUGGAUGUUCUGGCCAACGUGUUCCGUGACGAGCUGCUGCCACACCUCCUGCCGCUCCUGAAAGGCCUCCUCUUCCAUCCUGACUGGGUCAUCAAGGAGUCUGGCAUCCUGGUGUUGGGGGCCAUAGCUGAGGGCUGCAUGCAGGGUAUGGUGCCCUACCUGCCAGAGCUGAUCCCUCACCUCAUCCAGUGUCUGUGUGACAAAAAGGCCCUGGUGCGCUCCAUUGCUUGCUGGACCCUGAGUCGCUAUGCACAUUGGGUGGUCUCCCAGCCUCCCGACUCCUACCUCAAACCCCUUAUGACAGAGCUUCUGACGCGCAUCCUGGAUGGCAACAAGAAGGUACAGGAGGCCGCCUGCAGUGCAUUUGCGACCCUGGAGGAGGAGGCGUGCACAGAGCUGGUCCCCUACCUGAGCUUUAUCCUGGACACACUGGUGUUUGCCUUUGGGAAGUACCAGCACAAGAAUCUCCUCAUUCUCUACGAUGCCAUAGGAACUCUGGCAGACUCAGUGGGUCACCAUCUAAAUCAGCCUGAGUACAUUCAGAAGUUGAUGCCCCCCCUUAUUGCCAAGUGGAACGAGCUGAAGGACGAAGACAAGGAUCUCUUCCCACUACUCGAGUGUCUGUCGUCAGUAGCCACUGCCCUGCAGAGUGGGUUCCUGCCUUACUGUGAGCCUGUCUAUCAGCGCUGUGUCACACUAGUCCAGAAGACACUAGCUCAGGCUAUGAUGUACAACCAGCAUCCAGACCAGUACGAGGCUCCCGACAAGGAUUUUAUGAUAGUGGCCUUGGAUCUGCUGAGCGGCCUGGCUGAGGGUUUAGGGAGUCAUGUGGAACAGCUAGUGGCCCGCUCUAACAUCAUGACCCUGCUUUUCCAGUGCAUGCAGGAUACUAUGCCAGAGGUGAGGCAGAGCUCCUUUGCUUUGCUGGGAGAUCUAACCAAGGCAUGCUUCCUCCAUGUUAAGCCCUGCAUUGCUGAGUUCAUGCCCAUCCUGGGGCUCAAUCUGAACCCAGAGUUCAUCAGUGUGUGUAAUAAUGCCACAUGGGCAAUUGGAGAGAUCUCCAUGCAAAUGGGCACAAGUGUCAGCAGCAAAACAAGGGCUUGUCCUGGUGCAGAGAUGCAGCCUUAUGUGGGCAUGGUUCUGCCACACCUGGUGGAGAUCAUCAAUAGACCCAACACACCCAAGACUCUGCUGGAAAACACAGCCAUUACGAUCGGCAGGCUGGGUUACGUCUGUCCCCAGGAAGUGGCACCACAGCUGCAGCAAUUCAUUAGACCAUGGUGCACAUCAUUGAGGAACAUCAGAGAUAACGAGGAGAAGGACUCGGCCUUCCGGGGAAUCUGUGUGAUGAUUGGCGUUAAUCCAGCAGGAGUGGUGCAGGACUUCAUUUUCUUCUGUGAUGCUGUGGCCUCCUGGGUCAACCCCAAGGACGACUUGAGAGAUAUGUUUUAUAAGAUCUUGCAUGGCUUCAAGGACCAGGUCGGGGAAGAGAACUGGCAGCAGUUCUCUGAGCAGUUUCCUCCUCUGCUGAAGGAACGCCUGUCAGCCUGCUACGGCGUCUAACCCAGUCACUCCCUGGUCCACACAGGACACCAGCCUGUUAGGUUAAUGUAGGGGAGGGUUACUGGGGAACUCAUUGCACUGCCCAGAUAGUGGGGAGAAACAGGAACAGGAGGGAUGUGACUGGCCUUGAUCCUCUACUCAGCAGAUUGCCCCCUUUCCCCCCACGCCCUGUGUGUCUCUGUGAGGGAGGGUGGGAGGAGGGUGGUGGGUGUGGGAAGGUAAACUGGGGAUAUACAUAUACCUCUAGGAUUAAACGGCUCACUAAAUCCAACACACUCAAAAGUGACUUUCGCCAACAGCACCGCAGGGAUCCCAGGUGGGCGAGGACAAAAAUAGGGGCGGGCUCUGACCUCCCCUUCCUCGAUUGAAUUAUUCUGUUAAGUUAGUUGACGACUGGGAGGGGAGGGGGGUGUCAGGUAGGUACAUAAAAAGAAAUUAUCUGAACCAGCAUAGGGUGUCACAGUCCCAAAUAUCACAACGCACGUAGUCCGUAGAAUGACUCGCACAUGUAGAUGUGUUUUUAGUCAGGCUCGUGCCAGAGGCUAUACAAAAAACAAAAAACACGAGACGCUUUUACUAUGUAACUGCAGGAAAUGUGCACAAAAUUUUUGCACCUUUUAUGGCAAAAUUGCAAAAAAAAACAUUUUUUGUGCAUAUACAUGGGUCUUAUUCUCUUUUCACAUGUACAUUUAGCUGAAUUUAAUUUCCUUCCUCUUCCCGUGGUUGCUGAAUUCCUCUGAAUCAUUCAUUUCUUUUUUUUUCCCUCCUCAAUUGAGGCCAAAAAAAAGUAUGCAGUAGGUCUGUCCUCAAAGGUUUUACCACCGCAGUACCAAGUUAUUGCAUGGCAUAUGAUCACCUCUUAAGUGACGCAUGUUUGAGUGAAUGUCUGUCUUGUUGCUCACUUGAUUUAUUACAUGAAUUGUCAGUAUGGGGAGGCUGCCAUAAUAUGAAGCUGCCACUGCUCGGCUCUUUUGUCCUCCCAUUCAUACAUAUUGUCUAAUCAAUGUCCCUAUAGGUUAAUGGAGGCUGUGUGUGUGUGUGUGUGUGAAGACCAGCUAUAGGUAGAUUAAUACAGGAAUCGGCUCAUGUCUGAUUGUUUGGAGAAUCACUCGUUGCAACAAGAGUUCAAAUACUGUAGGCAAGUUGAGAAUCCUUUUUGCUGCUGCUGCUUCGUUUUUAGAGUAUUUACAAAACAGACUUAAUGAGAGCGAUAAGACAUCACCAAGAAUGAAUUGGUUCUUACUGAUGUAAAUGCACUUUUUUCUUUUUUAAGAAAUUUAGAAUUUCAAAUGUAAGACAUACAGUAAUAUACUGAUCUUGAGAUAUAGUUUUUUUGAUAAGUGAUUUUAGGACUGUUAAUGGCUUGCUAAAGUAAGCAUAAUGAUGAUAAUGUUAAGCAAUGGUAAAAUGACUAGAGUAAGACUUGAGGCCUCUUAACAUAGUUUUUUUUUUUAAUGUAGCUCCUUCUAAAAUGGAUUGGAUAGUAUUUAAGAGGAGGGAGACCUCUUAAUUACAGUAUUAUGGAUCCAUGUCCCAGUGCACCUGUCAAUCCAUAUCUCUGUAUAUUUUUUUUCUCAUCAAAGCUUUUUGUUAAAUGAUGGCUAUUUGAGCCAUCAAGGCUUCUCCUUGUCAUGAAUGUUGCAUGCUUUUCAAUGAGUCUUGCUCCUAUUUGUUUUGGUCAUUUUAUAACAGGUCGGUUUGGAGGGAUCCAAACCUUAUAAGAGCUUUGUCAAUGGCAAUGCAACUUGCUGCUGGAUUAAUAAGGUACUUCUCCAGCUUGUGAUCAAACUAGUGAUUGUUGUUGCCAUAUAUUCACCCGUUGAUACUGUGUUAGGAUAUGCCUGGGAAUACACUGACUCUGAGUCCUAAUAGUUCUCCCCUGACACUGGUUAGCUUAGGUGAGAGAGUGGUGGUCUCAAUCCAGCCUCAUCUUUUAGACAUUGUCAUAGUGGACGGUAGUAAUGGAAGUAUGGCUAUUUGCCUGUUGGUGUUUUAUGAUAAAGGUGUGUACGCGAGUACUGCUUAGAUGUAACGUUGCAUCAGCCCUACAGUAAAGUUAUGUCUGGGGCGUAGUUUGAGUCAUGCCUGAGUUGAUGUGGCCACUGGGAGUAUCAACAUUUGCCUGCCAGUUAACAUCAGUUUGAUCAUCAGGAUGCUCAAAUCUUCCAUGAUGAAGACUGUCACUAAUAGAGAAAUACCAAAAUCUGUUCCUUCCUUGUUAUAACAUUUCCCAGAAUAUCAGCUCACAUCAAUAGAUUAUGUAUUUUAUAGAAUAAUAAUUGAUGUGUUUUUUUUUCCUCAACCAAUGUGAUAUGGAGUUUUUUUAUUUUGUAGCACAAGUGUUACUGAUGUGUGCAAACAUUGAGGUAUAAAGUGGCCACUCAUUGAUCACGGGCUGAACACAUGUUCAUAGAGCAUUAACUCAAGAAGCAUUCAUUAGUGUUUCAGAAGGAUGAAACUCCUGUGCCACAAAAAUGGGUAAAAAGUUGAGGCUUUACCACUCCUUGCUAUGUUGUGAUGCACUAAGCUAUAUACAGAAGUAAAUUUAAAUGCAAGUUGUCCACAGGUUGUUUUUUUUCUUUUCUUUUCUUUUUUUUACAUUUGUUUUGAUGCUCAUGUGAGUUUUUAUUUUAUUUAUUUUGUUUUUGAUUAGUUUUGUUUUUUGUGCUGCAGUGCACAAAUUGUUUUGGACUUUAAAAGUUUUUUUUUUUCCUUUUUUUAUUCUUUUUAUUUAAAGAAUAAUUUGUUUUCGUUGUUUUAUAGCGGACCAUUUGAUUAUGUCAAAUUUGAUGUUGUGGCUGGACUGGAGGAGAGUCAGUGCUUGGUGCAUACCUUUGGAAAGAAUGUGGAAAACUAAUUCAUACCUUUGUUUCAAUCUGAUAUCAAGGCUGGCAAUUGAAUUUGAUGUAGUACCUUUUUCUCAACUGUGGUGCAGGUGGGAUGUUAUCUGAUGUAUCCCUUUUUAUUUAAUUUUUGUGAAUGGGGAAAAUAAAUUUUUUUUCUAUUAA